CUUUUUUUCUUUUUUAUUUUUCCUUUCCUCCCGCUUACAAACACACACAUCCCAAGUUGUUGUUAGGCAAACAAAGUGAAAAGAUAUGAUUAAAAGAAGGUUUUAUAAGCUUGAACAUGGGGAUAAAGAUGCCCCUUCGGAUUCUUCAUCAUCUUCGGACUCUGAACUGGAUGCCGAAGCAUCUGUAGAUUCAGAAGAAGAAGAAGAAGAAGAUGAUCAGAAUGUGGGAGCUGAAUCGAGGAAAAAAGACCAGCCCUGCUCGUCGUCUUCUGGGUAUGAAAGCGAGGAUAGCUCAGCAAAUGAAGUUAAUCUUGAUUCUUCAGAUUCACCUACAAAUGAUGAUGGCAGUGAAGGGGAGAAUCACAAGGGAGAUGUUAAGGCCACACGUUCGUCGACUGAGAACCAUAUGAUAGACAUACAAAAUACCGAUGCUGAUAAUCAUGCAACGACAUCUGAUGGGCUAGACUGUGUCUUGAAAAGUAAAUCAGUUUUCAAGUGUAAGUUAUGCCCUAGAAUUGUCUGUUUAUCAGAGGAAACGUUAAAGGCUCAUCUUAAAUCCAAGAGGCAUGCUCGGUCUGAGAAACUGUUGAAGGAAGGAAGGCUUAAGAUGAUGCUAAAUAGCGAUGGAGAAAUAGAGGAAGCUGAUGGAGAAACUCACCAGGAGAGGCAUGCUUCAACUCUAGCUCUUGCAGAGUCGAUUAAAAAUGCAACAAAGGAUUCAAAGAAAAACAGAGGGAGGCAGAGACAAAGACAGAGAAAGAUAUCAAAGGAGAAAACAUCUGAUGUCAAAAGUACAAAAAAAUCAGCCAAGAAGAGGCGUAAAAGAGAUGUUUGAACAGUGGGUGAUCUUUUUAAUCUGCAGCAAGGAUAGUUCUACAGGAAAGAUAGAUGAUGAACAACAUUUUCCCCCACCAGCAUGUACACGAGUUAAAGCAUUACUUGAAAGUAUUAUUUGGUUUUACUAUGUAUUCAAAGUCACUUGAAAUGUUGGUUUUGUAGUUGAGUCCCUUCAGUUUUGCUAGUCGUAGUCUGAACCAUAAAUUUUGAAACGUUGUCAUUGUGUUUCAAUAGUAUCUGGAAGGUUUUCACAAGGAAA
Messenger RNA from Erigeron canadensis, 1096 nucleotides. RefSeq lists its product as uncharacterized. The transcript has 7 exons. Bases 86 to 835 code for a protein of 249 amino acids. Lineage: Eukaryota; Viridiplantae; Streptophyta; Magnoliopsida; Asterales; Asteraceae. The record is from RefSeq and is a predicted model, not a curated record.